Molecule: messenger RNA, 936 nt
Organism: Microthlaspi erraticum
Lineage: Eukaryota; Viridiplantae; Streptophyta; Magnoliopsida; Brassicales; Brassicaceae
Source: the annotation of a GenBank genome assembly
AUGUCAAGCCCUCAAGCACCACCACCUUCUUGGGAUAGUCCUCCAAAACUAUCCUCCUUGAAGACAAAGAAGAAACUUCUUCCCUACCUUGAAGCAGCCGACCUGGAGACAUCUAGCCAAGCCGCAUCUUACAGAGAAGAACACCUUCUAGCCACACCAGAAGAGGAGAUUAACCCUGAGCUGAUCGAGUUCGUGAAGAGAGAUCAAUUCCAUGAUCUGUUUUCAGAGUAUGCGCUGGAGCACAUAGAUCACUUUGAUAAUCUUUGUGAUUCCUAUGGAGUUUUUGACUUUGAGAAGAAGAUGAUGCUAUUCAGCACAUCACUAGCUGGACCAGCACUAGAUUGGGCGCAGCAUGAGCCACUCUCUACAAUCGAGUCAUGGAUCGAUUUUAGAGAAGCUUUCUUGAAGAGAUUUGCAAGGCUACCACCUUUCAAAUCCAAGUACAAUCACUACUCUCAUCAGCUGGAGAGAGAGCGUGAGAAGAAGAAUGGGGAGGCAUACCACCCUCAUCUUGAAGAGCUAAUCAAGCAUGUGGAGAGAACCCUUUCUACAAUUCUACUUCAGACCACACCAGAAGAGGAGAUUAACCCUGAGCUGAUCGAGUUCGUGAAGAGAGAUCAAUUCCAUGAUCUGUUUUCAGAGUAUGCGCUGGAGCACAUAGAUCACUUUGACAACCUUUGUGAUUCCUAUGGAGUUUUUGACUUUGAGAAGAAGAUGAUGCUAUUCAGCACAUCACUAGCUGGACCAGCACUAGAUUGGGCGCAGCAUGAACCACCAUCUAGAAUCGAGUCAUGGAUCGAUUUUAGAGAUGCUUUCUUGGAAAGGUUUGCAAAGAAGCCACCUUUCAAAUCCAAGUACCACCACUACUCUCAUCAGCUGGAAGAGAGCGUGAUGAAGAAGAAUGGGGAGGCAUACCACCUCAUCCUGAAGUUUUGA